Molecule: messenger RNA, 2492 nt
Organism: Carassius gibelio (silver crucian carp)
Lineage: Eukaryota; Metazoa; Chordata; Actinopteri; Cypriniformes; Cyprinidae
Product: GTP-binding protein Di-Ras1-like
Exons: 2
Coding region: 280-867 (195 amino acids)
Biological process (GO): signal transduction
Cellular component (GO): plasma membrane
Molecular function (GO): GTP binding; GDP binding; GTPase activity
Source: RefSeq, a predicted model, not a curated record
CAGAGAGGACGUGGUAGGACAGGGGGAGUGCGCGCACCGCCCGCACUAAGAGCAAUAACAGCAUUCUCAGCGACAUCGCUCGAUUUACGCCAUGCAAAUAACACGUGAAAAUGAAACGGGACUGGUGCGCCAGAGAAUGUAAGACAUUUAUCGUGUAUCUGAUCUCCUAUGAUUCCUAUAAUUUAUGACUAACAAGAUUUGGGACGUUUCUACACAGUCGCCAGAUCUCAGGGAAUAAUUGAGUCUUAACCACCACGUAACUCGACAAACCCAAGCAGCAUGCCAGAGCAGAGUAACGAUUACCGGGUGGUGGUGUUUGGAGCAGGGGGAGUGGGCAAGAGCUCCUUGGUUCUGCGCUUCGUUAAAGGCACCUUCAGGGACACCUACAUCCCGACAGUGGAGGACACGUACCGGCAGGUCAUCAGCUGCGACAAGAGCGUAUGCACUCUGGAGAUCACCGACACCACUGGCAGCCACCAGUUCCCUGCGAUGCAGCGUCUGUCCAUCUCCAAAGGCCAUGCCUUCAUCCUGGUCUACUCCAUCACCAGCAGGCAGUCGCUGGAGGAGCUGAAGCCCAUCUACCAGCAAGUGCUGGCCAUCAAAGGUAACGUGGAGAACAUCCCCAUCAUGCUUGUCGGCAACAAGAGCGACGAGACCCAGCGCGAGGUGGAGACCAAGGAGGGCGAAGCUCAGGCAAACAUCUGGAAAUGCGCGUUCAUGGAAACAUCAGCCAAGACCAACACCAACGUGAAGGAGCUUUUUCAGGAGCUCCUGAACCUGGAUAAGAAGCGUGAUAUGAGUCUGAACAUGCGCUCCAGCAAGCAGAGACGUGCAGACAAGCUGAAGGCCAAGUGUAGUGUGAUGUAGGAGGAUGGAUCCAUCUAUUACUCAACAUGUAACUGACUUCUCCAAGUGUACAUAAGUCCCUCACCUUAAAGGAACAGUACGCGCUAAAAAAGAAACUUCUGUCAUCAUUUACUUAUUGUCCUGCCACCUUAACCCAUAUGACUUUACUGUUUCCAGGGAACACAAUUGGACUGGCUGCACUUAUCCAUGCAACUAAAAACCUUAAAAAGUUGUCCAUAUUACUUGUGAGAUAUUUUCCAAGUCUUAUAAGGGAGAUCAUAUGAUAUCAUAUGAUAACUGUGUUGAAUUUCAGAAUCCUGAUUCAUUCAGACCAAUUUUAUGAACUGAAUCUCCUUGAAAAGAUGCCAAACUAAACCAGGGUGAAUGUAAAACUGUAAAUUUAAAUUUAAAACUGUAAAGAGCACUCUUCAUAUGGACCACCUUUAUGAUACUUUGAUGGUGCAUUUGCACCUUUAUGAUUCUUUUAUUUCCUCUUUUUGUGUGUUAAACUGAAGUAAGCGACACAAGAGUGAGCAAAUGAUGACAGAACUUUCUUUUUGGGCGAACUCUCCCUUUAACUCUCCAUCCCUCUCAGUUUUAAUUAGGUAAUCUUUAGUGCGCAUCCAAACGUCAUCCAUCUCCCUUCCCCUGUAUGUUCUGGCUCCUGUAGUGACUGUGUGUAGAAGACUAUAAGAGCUGACACAUGACCCAGGGAGGACGUCCCACGAUUCUCACACAUGCUCUCUCUCUCUGCUGCUUUCUGUUAACUUUUUAUUGAAUUCAAGACGGACCGAAUCAUCAAUGUGGCCAUUUUUAAUGUCAGGCUGUGUCUUUAAUGGCACGGUUUCGAAAUGCAGACAGAAAUGUCUUGAACUGGUUCUGCAUCUUAUGGGUUCCUCACCCACAGGAAGAAAAGGCAUGGGCACAGCUGAAGAGGCGACACUAUCCGCUCUUCCAAAUUACACAUGUACUAUUAUCGCAGCACAAAAGAAGCCUGUUAGAAAUCGGAAAACAAUUCGGGACGGAGGACAUUCUUAGUUAACCGGCUUGCCAGUGAUGUAACCUGGUAUAACAGAGUAAAGUGCAUAAUGCAUGUCUGACGAUAUAAACUACCUUCAUAUUAAAUGUGAUUGAGAUAUUUUCAUCAAAAACAGAGCUAUACCUUAUUAAAGCACAGUGAAUAAGUCCUAAAUGUGAUCAUUUAUAAAAGGUUUUUAUUUUUUUGUGAUGGGGUGGGGUUCGGGUGUCGAUUGAUGUUUUAUUUUACUCUGUUUAGUUUUUCAAGUGUUGAUGGCACUCGGAAACCUUAAUAUAUGCAUUUCAUCAUCUAACUAAAAACAUAUAUCCUGUAUGUGAAAUCUAUGUGUAUUAUGAGCACUAAUGAAAGCCCCUGUACAGCCCCUGUUUUUCUGUCAGUGUCUAUAUUUCCUCAGAUUAUUUAAUGCCAUUUGCUUUAGCAAUACAUGAUAUUAAAGCACUUUUAGAAUCUUGAGCACAUUCAAAACACAGAGCAUUAACCUUUACAAAAAAAAGAUGUUCUUGUCAAACACUCUGCAUUUACAACUUUACUGCAGCUAAAGUGUUUAUUCAAUAAAUAUUAUGUGAGGGACCAGAAAAAUAAAGAAGCACAAACAAAAGGGAAAUAA